GUUGCUUUCGAUGCGAUCAUCCUCAUUUCCACCAACCACACGCUUCAAUCGCAAGAAAUAUCGCUACGGCUUCACGGAGCGAAGAACCGUAGCUUGACAAGGCGACAUGAUUGUGCUUAACCGACAUGAUGUUCAUCUGUCUUCCGUGGCAAUGGAAGGCUUCAAAAGAGCUAUAAUUCCGCCAGGGCCUUGGACAAUGCCGCCUGUCUACAUGACGCUCGCAGCUUAGCUGGAUCAAGACCUCCUACAGUUGAGUCGAGAUGGUUUCUCUUAAGCAGUUGGCCUUGUGCCUGACCUCGGUCUGCUUCGAUUGCGUUCUCGGGUUGUCUCUGGGCGGGCAGCAGUACAGAGUCGUUGAUGCCAGCAAACGAGAAGCUCUGCAAGAUCUAGUGACAUGGGACGAGCAUUCUCUUUUCGUCCGUGGAGAGCGGAUCAUGUUCUACUCCGGAGAAUUCCAUCCAUGGCGACUCCCGGUUCCAGACUUGUGGUUGGACGUAUUCCAGAAGAUCAAGGCCCUCGGCUACACUGGUGUCUCGUUCUAUGUGGACUGGGCCCUGCUCGAAGGAAAGCCUGGCGAAUUUAGCGCCGAAGGUGUCUUCGCGUUCGAACCGUUCUUCGCCGCCGCGGCCGAAGCCGGUAUAUACCUCCUGGCGCGCCCGGGACCUUAUAUCAAUGCCGAAGUGUCCGGUGGAGGCUUCCCCGGAUGGCUACAGAGAAGCCCUGCCAUUCUGAGAACGAACGAGAGCGAGUAUGUUGAUGCCACAAGAAACUACGUCUCGCACAUCGGCAAGAUCGUUGCAGAUGCUCAGAUCACGAAUGGCGGCCCCGUCAUUCUGUUUCAGCCCGAAAAUGAGUACACUUUUGGUGCUAGUUGGGUAGAAUGGCCCGAUGUUGAGUACAUCGAGACCGUCAAUGAGCUGUUCCGGGAUGCUGGGAUUGUGGUGCCUUUCGUGAACAACGAAGCGGCUAUCAUAGGGCUGUUCACCCCAGAAAAGCCAGGAGGACCCGAUAUCUACGGCCAUGAUAGUUACCCCAUUGGUUGGGACUGUGCUCACCCCUCUAAUUGGAGCGCUGGAAAUCUCCCAACUGAUUGGCGAGAACUGCAUCUGGAACAAAGUCCGAACACUCCUUACGCCAUCCCUGAAUUUCAAGGCGGCGCCAUAGACAACUGGGGCGGAACUGGUCUGGAAGGAUGUGCUGACAUGACAAACUACGAGUACGAGCGCAUCUUCUUCAAGAACGACUUUACCUUUGGUCUCACGAUCUUCAACAUUUAUAUGACCUAUGGUGGAACAAAUUGGGGCAAUCUGGGACAAUCUGGCGGCUACACAUCCUAUGACUACGGCUCAGCUAUUAAAGAAGAUCGUACCAUAGCCCGAGAAAAAUACGUUGAGGCAAAGCUCAUAGCCCAGUUCAUCCAAUCAUCUCCAGCAUACCUGGAUGCAAUUCCGGGAAAUUUCACGAACAGCUCAUACGUUAGUACCCCUGAGCUGACUACAACACCUAUAUUUGGUAAAAAUACGACAUUUUAUGUUGUCAGACACUCCGACUGGCGAACCUUGGCUUCCACUUCUUACACUUUCGCAAUUCCUACCAGCCAGGGUAAUGUAAUAAUCCCACAGCUCGGCGGAUCUUUAACAUUGAAUGGGCGAGAUUCCAAGUUCCACGUCACUGACUAUGACGUCGGCGGUAUCAACCUUGUGUAUUCGUCUGCAGACAUCUAUACACAUUCAAAGACAGGUGGAAAGCGUGUCUUGAUACUGUACGGCUUGGCCGGCGAGACGCAUGAGCUAGCAUUCCUUACCAAGCUCGGUAAACCUACAGUCGAGGGCGAUGCCACCACCAUCAAGAUCGGAACCAAGGGUGCAACAACGGUCGUGCAGUGGCAAGUUACUGAAGCCAGGAAAGUCCUGCAUUAUGGCAGCAAUCUGGACGUAUACCUGUUGUGGCGCAAUGACGCUCUCGAUUAUUGGGUAUUACAAAUAGAGGCGCCAGCUCCCAUCGGUAACUACUCCUCCCAAACCAAAGAGACAGUUGUUGCCAAGGCUGGUUAUCUUCUUCGUACUGCCACGAAAUCUGGUACGUCGCUUCAUUUCACAGGUGACCUCAACGCUACCACAGAUCUGGAGAUUGUCGCAGGACUUCCGGGAAGUAAUAACAUCUACUUCAAUGGCGAGAAAGUGCCCAGCGUCAAGUCAGCCAAUGGCCGGUUGUCUGCUUCGUUACUUUAUGAAUCCCCAGAGCUUUCUCUACCAAAUUUCUCCGGCCAAGAAUGGAAGUACAUCGACUCACUUCCUGAGAUCAAGUCAGAUUAUGAUGACUCUGUUUGGACUGUGGCAGACCACGAGACCACAAACAACACUGCUCGCGAUGACUAUGGCACAAUCUUUAAGUUGAGGACACCAACAAGCUUGAUUGCAGCCGAUUACGGUUUCAGCACAGGUUCCCUCAUCUAUCGUGGGUCUUUCAUAGCCAACGGCAAUGAAUCUUCGCUUUAUCUUUCAGUUACUGGUGGUUCUGGCUUUGGCCACUCUGUAUGGUUCAAUUCCACGUACAUUGGGUCUUAUACUGGUUCCGGUUCGGCCAAGUCAUACAAUCAAACAUUGACCCUUAGCAGCGCAAGCGGACUGAAGCUUAACAAAGGUGACAGCUAUGUCAUCACCGUUUUGAUUGAUCAUAUGGGCCAAGAGACCAGCUGGACUCCUGGGUACGAUACCAUGAAGACUCCUCGUGGUAUCGUCGACUAUCAGCUCGUGGGACAUGCCCAGUCUAACAUUGUUUGGAAAGUCACUGGCAACCUGGGUGGAGAGGAUUAUGCUGAUCACCUCCGUGGUCCUUUCAACGAAGGUGGUAUGUGGGCUGAGAGACAGGGUUUUCAUCUUCCAGCACCACCCACAGAAAGCUGGGAGACGGCUUCACCACUCGACGGCGUCAAUUCUGCAGGUGUUGGCUUCUUCAGUACUAGCUUCGACCUGGAUAUACCGGUUGGAUGGGAUAUUCCGUUGAGCUUUGUUUUUGGUAACAGUACGGGGGAUGGUGGUGAUCCAGAUGAUCUCAGGGUCCAGCUCUACGUCAACGGGUGGCAGUUCGGCAAGUAUAUCAACCAUCUAGGCCCGCAAACAGUCUUCCCUGUCCCUGAAGGUGUUCUCAACUAUGGCGGCAAAAACUACGUCGCUCUCACACUUUGGGCACAAGGUGCGGAUGGAGCUAAGCUGGGAGGUUUGCAGCUAGUAGCUGAUGCUGUCAUCAAGUCGGGUAUGAAGAAGCCGGCUUUGACUUGGGAUGAUGCCUGGGGGCAACGAGAGGGGGCAUAUUAGAUGGUAGCAUUCCUGAAUCGUACCUUUCACUAUACCAAGCGGCAUCGUGGUUAGUAAUAAGAGCAUUGUCUUUCUGAUGCCGUCAUUUAAAAAUAGAUUCUCACUACCCUUUCGUGGUUACCCAACAUGGUGGGAUGAUUACCACUUGGGCGGAUAUACUUCAACCAUAUAGGGGGCGAUGGGGCGACCCGUGCAGCCAGAACCGAGUAAUCCCAAUUCGGCAGGUCUCGUCAUUUUCAUGUUGGACGGAGCCUACAUGGCAGG
Molecule: messenger RNA, 3581 nt
Organism: Truncatella angustata
Lineage: Eukaryota; Fungi; Ascomycota; Sordariomycetes; Amphisphaeriales; Sporocadaceae
Product: glycoside hydrolase superfamily
Exons: 4
Coding region: 261-3317 (1018 amino acids)
Biological process (GO): carbohydrate metabolic process
Cellular component (GO): vacuole
Molecular function (GO): beta-galactosidase activity
Source: RefSeq, a predicted model, not a curated record